AUGCAUGCCAUUCUUCUUCUCACCUUGCUGAGCACCUUCGCGGCCGCCGCGCCCGUUACACCUCCUCACGAUCCGCUCUCCCAGCUAACCACAAGCGGCAUCCAGCCCACAACGCCAGCCAGCGCCACAAGCGUCUUCGUCGUACCCAGGAUUCCUGCAACCAUGUUGCCAAAGCCCCCCCGUGCUAGCACGCAUCCCCCGCGCCUCGCAACCCUCCACGUCUGCAACAAGCCCGCGUUCCAGCCGCCCUGCUUCACGCUGCAAAUCCUCGAGGCCACGUGCCUCAACUUGCCCAUGCUGUCUUCUACGAUGAGCAUGCGGCCGCGCGGCUUGUAUGACUGCUAUCUGUACCAGAACGAGGGGUGCAGGGAUGUUUUGGAUACGGGGGCGCCGCUGCCGGUUAGGGCGGGGUUGACCGAGUUGGGGAAUUGGCGCGGGAAGGUGAGGAGUGUGAAGUGUGGGGUGGGGAGGAUUUACUAG
Molecule: messenger RNA, 480 nt
Organism: Trematosphaeria pertusa
Lineage: Eukaryota; Fungi; Ascomycota; Dothideomycetes; Pleosporales; Trematosphaeriaceae
Exons: 2
Coding region: 1-480 (159 amino acids)
Source: RefSeq, a predicted model, not a curated record